AAAAUGCAAACAGAAGAAACAAGCACAAACUCCAGUGGAUCUUAUUCAAACUCAAGCAGUGAUAGUGUAGCCAACUGGGAGCAGUAUGUCGGUGAGGACGGUUCACUAUUCUAUAUUGAGUACAUACCUGUUCCAGUGUACAAGAACACUGGGGCAGGCGAUAAGGUAGAAUUCCAUCGAGAUCUCCCUCUGAGAGGUGGCAAAAAAAGUUGUCGACGUCAGCCAUCACUUAAAGGCGAAAGUAACAGCGCUGAUAACCACAUCCUUUUCUCCAAUGUUAACACAAGCGACGACGGUUCAAAAACGUUGGAACUAGUUAUAACUGCUGCUGAUCGCUAUCGCUUUGGUAGACGUUCCACAGCUGCCGAAUCUAUUUUGGGAUUCAGUCUUGUUCCAUUCUUUGAUCAACCGGAAUGUUUAAUGGUUCAUGGGUUCGUUCAUGAUAUGCCCGAAUUUUUUCAGCAAGGAAAGCAUAUUCCCAUAGGCAGAGGGGAUUGGUUUAAGUCGUUGGACAACAUUGAAAUUCGUGCCAGUAACAUAGAUGAUUUAUUAUUACAAUUCGGUGAACCGACCAAAGUUUGUCUUAAGUUUCAGGGGCAGAAUUCUGUAAAUUCACAGCAUUCUCUUCAGCACAACGACGAAAACGAGCCUACUCAAUGCAAGAUAGAAAAUUAUACGCAAUUCAUGCAGCACUUUGAAAAAUUGCAAAAGUUUAGUGACAACGUCAUGAUAUUUGGUUUAUUGAUCCUUCCGCCUGAAUGCUAUCAAAGCGAUGAUCAUAAAUCGUCUUUGUAUUACUAUCCAGAGGAUACAGACAAUUUCCUCUAUAAAGGCCGUGGCAGCUUUCUUACUUUGAACACUGUCCUGUCCGAGGAAUUGAAAACAAAACCAUUUGCGUCUACGCUAACAGUCAAUGGUGAAGAAUUCAUUGUUUUCUACCGUAAUAUAAAUGGCUUUCUAGUUUUGGUGUCCUUCCUGUCUUCAAUGGUAUCGAUAUCCGAGGGUUACUUGCGGACUGAUGAGUUUCUGACAUAUCUAAGUUUUAUGCAGCCACACAUGAGUCUGAACAGUUUUAAGGACACAUCGUUCCUAAAAUUCAUGAGAAAUUUUUGCAAUGUUCAACGUAUAAGGUUGCUCUCCCUAAAGGAACGUCAGAGAUUGGAGUUCUUAGAAGAGUCGCUCAAGGAGACCAAGUACUUACCUCUUCCGAAAGAGGCACAGCUGAGAAUGUUCGAUGCCCUGAGCGAAAUGGAAGCUAUGGACUAUCGCAAUUGGAACGAUGAACCACUGCACACACACCGUGAGUUCUUUAUUUAUGGAAGCACAUUGUACUACGAUAGCUUUAUGCUCAUCUCCCAAAUGCCAUUGGAUAUAAGGCAAUACAUUGAAGUAUUUUUGCGCUGUCGAGCAGUCUUUGAAUUUAAUACUAAAUACAACACCAAGGAGCUCUAUAUUUGGGAAGAGAUACAAAUUCCCGAAUAUAAAACCGAUAGAUAUUUUCUAGCCGUCUGUGGUCGGGGACAUCUAAUUUUAUGCGUUAUAUUAAAACUAUUUUGCUCUGCGGAAGUUAGUAUGGAUGUUAGAGUGGAGCCAUCGCUCUUUUACAUAGAAGAGAUACAGGAAACCAUCGAUCAUCUUGUUCAGUGCGGCAUUGAAUCAUUGGCUAUGUUCUGGUCAGUUUCUAACAAACGUCCAGAGGUACAGACAAGCUUCACAGAGGGCAAAAGUACAGAAACUACAAAGGAUCCCAAGAAAAAUGAAGGCUCUAAUAAAAAUCACAAAUCUUCGCCCUCUUCGGGAAACUCCAGCCAUGCACAUCGCUAUGACGACGACACACAGCCAUGUUCCUCUUUAGGGGGAUCAUCAGUGCAUAGUUUAACCCCAAGCGAAGAUGACUCGAGUAAGAAACGUUUAAUUUCAAAUGCCGACGAUAGCGACAGUGGUUCUGAUUGGGAACAUUUUAUGGAUGAAAAUGUUUUACGCUGUGGAACUGAUGCAGAAUUAAAAUCUCAAGUCACCGAGUCUCUGUGGAAAGAAAUUAACAAUGUUGUUCCAAUCAACAUAUCUUCGGGUUGCACCAACGACAUAUAUUACUACAUUUACGUUGAUGGCAUUAACAAUACAUCUUUUUCUCCACUAAAAUCCAUGAAAGAUAUUGCCCCAUUUGCCCGUGAUAUGCACUUGGGAUUUCAUAGAAUACGUCAAAUUUUACAAAGUAGUAAGCAAAUUAGAGAUUUGCAAAAAUCCCCAAGUGCUAUGAUUCCAGUCAAAGAACAUGGAAUUGCCAUGGAAGUUACAGAGAAUUCCAUUACAUAUAAGUUUGUUGUUGUAGGUAGAUUAUUUUUAUCGCCUCCGAAAGAGGUAUAUAUUUGUCAUAAGCCCGAAAUGCCUGCUAAUAUGGUGGAGUUGGCUUUUAGAUUGUCAUUCUUUCCAUCCGGAUAGUGUGUUAGUCUGUUAAAAGUGUUUACAUUAAUAUCUAUUAUGAAAGUAUCAAUAAUAAUUUGCGACAUACUUAUUUAGGUGCAAUAAACAUUUCUAUGUAUCCUUUAAGGCCUUAUUCAUACACUAUGAAUUACAUCAAUGCAUAUGUAGUAUAUAAACGCACGUAUGACUAAGUGUAAAAUAAAAGUUUAUAAUUU
This is a messenger RNA of Stomoxys calcitrans (stable fly), 2639 nucleotides long. RefSeq names its product protein inturned (gene in). The transcript has a single exon. Gene Ontology annotation, cellular component: cytoplasm; cilium. Gene Ontology annotation, biological process: cilium assembly; vesicle-mediated transport; nervous system development. The record is from RefSeq and is a predicted model, not a curated record. NCBI's taxonomy places the organism in Eukaryota, Metazoa, Arthropoda, Insecta, Diptera, Muscidae. Bases 4 to 2442 code for a protein of 812 amino acids.